CUUUUACUGUUUUCUGCUGGGACUGUGAGAUGAGUGAGUACACCAUAAAAAGAAAACAGAACAAAUAAUUGUAGAUAACAACUUUCCAGUAAUUUGGAGCCAAGUUGAAUAGAUUGUACGUUUAAUGAUAGUACUAGAUUUUUGUAUAUCUUAAUCAUAAGCCUUGGUUAUUCAAAUUAUAUCUGUUAAUCUGCCACUCAUUUUCAUUCCAUCUUGUUGGAAAGACAAUCAGAAAAAUGGGGACCACUUUAAUAGAAUUGUCUCCAAAUCGAUUGUUAUUAGAUUCUAAUUUUGAUGGCUAUAAAUUAUCGCUGCAAGAAAUACCUAUCAAGAAAAGAGAUUUAAGUAAACCUGUAGAUAGAAUACUUUUAAAUUCAAGUCAGUAUAGUUUGCUUCAUACGAAAUUAUAUGGACUACACAAUCAUUUAAUAGGAGACCACUUAGAUGAUGGUGAAUCAAUAUAUUUUGUGGAUAACGAGUGGAAUGUAUGUAAAACAUAUUUCGAUCCAUUCAGUGGCGAUCUAAUAGAUCCUGUGAUAGUAUGGCAGGUACCAAGAACGACUGAAAGAAAGACUGGAGAUUAUAAUGUUACGUUAAAAUUUGUAAAUAAGAGUCUCGCUGUUUUAGCAGAUGGAAUAAGUUCUAUGUAUAUCGUUAAUACAGGUGCUCGAAAUGACGAUGAUAUAUUCACUCUACUUUUUUCCGACAAAGUGAUAGGAUCCGAUGAAGGUUUUAUAAUUGUAGAUGCUGUAUCAAAAACGGCAUCGACUCAAAAAGAAGAAUUGCACGUUUUGUUACUUAACAUAAAACAGAUUAAUUUGGAAGAACGAUUUGCUACGUUCUUGUACUGGGUGUCUUUUGCAAAAGAAGAUAAUCACUGGCAACAAAUUGCUCUCAAACAAUUAAAAACAAAAAGUGACGUUCAGUAUGCCACAUUGGAAAAGGAUUGUAAUGCAGUCUAUGUUGUUAGUGAUAGCGGUUGUAAAUUCACUAUUAAUUCUGAUUGCCCAGUAGUAGCAGAUAAUAAUGUGCAAAAUGUUCCUAAGACCUAUCGGUGGUCACAAAAUAUUGAAGAAAUCACUAUAAAAUUUCCACUUCCUUCGGAAAAUAUAAACAAGGAUUUAGUUAAUGUUAUCACUAGACCAACAGAAAUUGAAAUAAAUUAUAACAAAAAUAAAUUGCUUAAUGGCCAGCUACAUCAACAAAUUGAUUCAGAAUUGACUACAUGGACUGUAGCAGAUAAUAAUUUAGAAGUCGUAUUAUAUAAAAAUGAAACGGGGCUGAUGUGGCCAGAGUUAGUCAGAGGUGACCAAUCAGGAGAAUACGUUUUAGAUAGUUGUAUCGUUCAAGAAGUAAAUGAACAAAUGGGACAUUUAUGUAGUGACACUGAGGCAAUGCCACAAUGUGGUACGACUUUCACAUCCCAGCAAGUAGAAGAGUGUGAUUUUGAAACGGACAAGGCCGUUACAUUUGAAAGGUUAAAUGGACUAACCAAUAAUAUUACACAUAAAAUAUAUCUAGGUUCCCAUCAAGUACUGUUAACGGCAAACUUAAAUACUGACUUACCUCUUGCCCUAGGUAUAAGGCAUGAUGUGGAUGUAUGCCUGUGGCAACCCCAAGGUUGUGGAGAUGAUUUUUCCAUUUCCCAUGAAGGAACACUACUCGCUUUCGGAUAUGUUCAAGCUUCUAAACAAAAUAGGAAGUUUUCUGUAUGCCCACCAGAUAUGAGUUAUUCGGUGAUAUGUGAAUCCUCCGGACACCUGUUUAUUUACAGACAAAAAAGGCCGAUAUCUACAAGUGAAUUGAGGAAUCGAACAACGGGAAGAAAAAUUAACACUAUCGCAGAGCAGCAAGUAAUAAACGUUUCGAAUGAGGAAGUCAUAGGAAUAUACCCCACAAAUAAAAUAUUAUAUUUAUUAUGCGAAUCUUCGGUGAAAGCAUUACAACUAUAAUUUUUAAAUUUUUUAUUAAGUACAUAAUAAAUAAUACAAUGUAAGUUAUUUCUACAUAUAAAUAUAAUUAUUG
Messenger RNA from Anoplophora glabripennis (Asian longhorned beetle), 2025 nucleotides. RefSeq names its product nudC domain-containing protein 1. Lineage: Eukaryota; Metazoa; Arthropoda; Insecta; Coleoptera; Cerambycidae. The record is from RefSeq and is a predicted model, not a curated record. Bases 237 to 1952 code for a protein of 571 amino acids. The transcript has 3 exons.